This is a messenger RNA of Erythranthe guttata (spotted monkey flower), 1055 nucleotides long. Lineage: Eukaryota; Viridiplantae; Streptophyta; Magnoliopsida; Lamiales; Phrymaceae. The record is from RefSeq and is a predicted model, not a curated record.
UUCAAGACCCAUCUCUUUGUGAUCACGUUUUGUGGGAUAGUCAUGCACUUCCUUGUACAUGACGAAUUGCGUUGAAAAUCCAGCAACGUGAUACAUUUAUAUGUAUGGAUCUACAUCCAUUUUGGAGUACCAUGCACGUUGAAGAACCAGAAAUACCUGAAGCACAGAUGGAUCGUGAAACAAAUAUGAGAGACCGAAUAAUCAGACUAGCCACGGAAGUGUUAGAAAAAGAUUAUAUGACUCAAAAGAUGACUGCUGAUUACAUGAAUAGCACUAUUCAUCCAGACACCAUCCACUUGGCAGAGCCUGCAUAUGUUAUACCAAAAGGAAGGCCAAAGGAUAAACCGAAGAGAGAUAAAUCCGGUUGGGAGUACCCACCAUUCCCGCGGAAGUCGUCUACUGAUGAAGAAAAUGGUAAAUCGUCUGCCGGUUCUAAGGGUCGAAAAAGUAUUUCUACCAGAAGCCCACCAUCGAAAGUAACCGAAUCCGGUUCUGGUCGUGGACGAGGGCGGGGUCGAGGGAGUGGUAGAUCAAGUGAUGAAUCUACUGCCAAACAGAAGAGUAAUCCGAUGCCUCAAAAGGAACCGGGCGAUGAGCUCAAUUUCAGAUCUUACAUCCCAGGUUUUGUGGCAGGAUCUAUUGUGUCGUAUGUUAAUGUUAUAGCAGAUGGAAAUUGUGGGUACAGAUGUGUUGCAGAAGCAGUGUUCCGAGAUCAGCACAGAUGGAGUCGUGUAAGGAGAGAUUUGAUUGCCGAUAUGUACGAGCGAUUUGGUACGUACGCAUCGCAAAAUGGUGAAGAUGAAGUCAUUCGAUGGAUUACAAGAUGUGAUUGACAAAUCAGUGUCGCGCUCCAUAACUCUCCUACGACGAUGAGAUGCAGUCAUACGAAUGCGCUCCGCUUCCGCCUCGGCUUCCGUCGCGCCUUGCCCGCCAUACCAAAAUUUAAUCUUCGGAAAUUUAUCCGAACUCGAAGAAGAACCCAUAAGCCCUUUCCCCUUGUCCUGACGUGCCAUCUGUAAAAGAUAAAAAAACAAAUUAAAUAAAAUAAUUAAAAA